CGGACGCUUCCGUCACUGCCCGCUGUCGGCGGCACGAUGUCGGCCCAAGCGAGGAGCUACAACCCCUUCGCCGAGGAUGACGAGGAGGAGGAGGUGUCGUCGUGGUCGGCGAGGGGCAGCGGUGAGGCGGGUGUCGGCGAUCGGCAGCGGUACCUGCAACAGGAGGUGCUGCGUCGCUCCGCCGCUACCGUCGACAGCACCACCCGCUCCCUCUCGCUCCUCUACGAGUCCGAGCAGAUCGGCGUGGCCGCCUCGGAGGAGCUGGUUCGUCAAGGAGAGGCACUGAAGCGCACAGAACAGAUGGUAGAUAAAAUGGAGCAGGACUUGAAGACUAGUCAGAGGCACAUAAAUAGCAUUAAGAGUGUUUGGGGGGGCUUAGUAAACUACUUCAAAGCCAAACCUCCAGAGACCAAGUUAGAACAGAAUGGAAGCCCUGAAUAUUCUGCUAACAGCAGAUUAAAAGAAGCAAUGCUGUCUAGUAAAGAACAAGAGUCAAAAUACCAGGAAAGCCAUCCCAAUUUAAGGAAGCUGGAUAAUUCAGACAAUGAUUUUGGCAAAGCAGAUUUAGGUUCCUCAGUGCAGAGGGAUUCCUACCUGAAGAACCAACAUCUGCGAGCUUACCACCAGAAAAUUGAUAACAACUUAGAGGAGAUGUCUUCUGGACUGAGUCGUCUGAAAAACCUGGCUCUUGGUCUGCAGACAGAACUAGACGAGCAGGAUGAUGUGCUGGAUCGGCUGACCAGGAAAGUAGAGACACUGGAUGUCAACAUUAAAAGCACUGAUAAAAAAGUCCGACAGCUUUAGAGGAUUUGCAGACAUCCUCUUGUCCAGCCUCAGUUCUCAGAGGUCUUCUCUCAACCAAGUCCGUUUAAAAAGUCAUGGACAGUAUUACUGCUUUUUUUUUUUUUCCUCUGAAAUGUUAUUGACUUUAUUGUCAUUAAAAUGCAUAACCCUAGGCACAGCAUAACACCUUCAACUUCUUCUAACGUACAGUGAGUAAAAGCUGCCAGCACCUGGCAACUGCUGUGGUGCUGGAAGCCCUGUGCUCAGCUGUGUAACUGUGGGGCACAUGCAGGGAGGAAUUUGUGAUCUACAGAGCUUCAAUGUCCUUGAUUAGAAAAGCAACCACAUUUUUACCUCUGUUUUGAGGAGGGGGCAGGGGGAACGGAAUGUACUGCUAAUUGUGUUUACCUGCAGAUAUUUUAAAUGCUGAAGAAAUGCUGAUUUCCAGCUGUAAACAUCAUAUGGAGUGAGCAUUCUCUGGUGUCUCUGGAGCUAUAAAACACCAAGGGUGUCAUGCAAUAAUGAUAAUACCCUGUGCAUGUUCCUUUUCCUCAGAUGAUUUUAAGCCAAAUGGUUGAGCCACAAAUUGUGGGUUUUAUGUGUGGGUCACUAAGUGCUAUUGCCUUUACAGUACUCACUAAAGAGCUCAAUGUCUGCAAGAAAAUAUUGACUGACAGUGACCCAAAAAAUUGGGGUAACAAACCCAGGACUUAAAUGUCUCUGCUCUUAAAGAUUCUUUUGUGGAAAUUGUCACCAUCUUUUUUAUUUUCUACCCCUUCUUGGCUUGUUCACUUAAGUGGCCAAACAGACCAUAGUAGAUUGGGGUUUAUUUUAACAUUUACUUCCAAAGUGACUGAGGGUUAAGCAGAUGCUGUGUUGGCCUAGGUGGCUGCUUUUAAGCCACUCAACUGUGUGUGGUUCACACACUUUUGCUUUAGCUCAAGGGGUAUGGAAAAAUUCCUGCAAAUAAAGAAAAGCUCCAAAUGGGUUUGGAGGUUCCCAGAUAGAAACUGAGCCUUCUGAUUAGUUUUAUUCUUCUGUAAGUAUCUCUGCAGAACAAAAUCAUUACAACUCUGCUCCAGCCUAACAAGAGAACAAUGAGAACUUGGGGUCUGCCUUGAAGUUCUUUUGGUUUGGAGAGGCUGAGGGAGCUGUGUCAGUACUGCAACACUCCCUAUCCCAAAUGGCAAUGAGUGGCUGGGAGGAGAUCCUUGGUUUUUUAAGCUGGUGCCACAUUAUCUUAUGAGUUAAAUGAAUACCUUAGUGUUUAGGGCUGUCAAGCUUGUAUCCUUCAUUCACACCCUCUGCUUUUUCUCUUUUUUUUCAAGGGAUUUGUUACCUCCAGCUCACUUGCUACAAAGCACACCCACUUGUUGAGGAGAUAAAAGUUGAGCCUUUUCUGUUUUACUGUGUCUGCUGAAAAUUCACAUGGAGAGGAAGAAAUCACUGCUUGGACAUAGAGUUACAGGAAAAAAAUAUUCCUGGAAUUUCUAGCAAGGUAGAAAUGUGAAUUAGAUUUUAUUAAGAGCCUUUAUUUGCUUUUUAAUUUUCACUUUGUGUCAUUUCCCACUCAUUUGGAGCCAUAAAAAACCCUUAUCCAUGUAUCAUCUAACUUUUUGAGUGUAGCCCAUGAUUAAUUCUCUCUUUAUCUCAUAGAAUUUUUAUGAAUUACAGGAUUUGAUGUCACCAGAUGAUUGAUAUUUCUUUAGUAAAUGAUAAAAUCAUCAGCGUUCAAAAUGUUAACUACCUUAGUGAAGGAAAACUGGAAUUUUGAUAUGCUUGGUUUAGUUUCUUAGUUGUCUUUCUGCUUUUAUGAAAAAGUUUUGUGUUUUCCUUAAGGCCAGUGCUGGUAAAGGCUUGCACCUUAGAAAGGAUACAGAAAUUCUCUCCACAACAGAGAACAUCAAAAAACUGCAAAGUAAUUAACUACACUUCUUCAGUGUGAAAUCUGUCUUCACCUGUAUGCAACUAUUUCACAACUACAUUUUUUCCAAGUUAAAACUUUGGAUGAAUGCUGAGGCUUUCUCCAUGAAGUUAGGCCAGCAGAGGGAAAAUGCAGCUGGAGGAUCUAGCUGUGUUAUGUGUAAUAAGUGUGGAACUUGAAUCCAAGCAAAAAAUGAGUUGUGUAGUGUGCUGCCUCUCUGAUGGAAGCUAUUCCAUUGCUUCAACCUCCAUGUUUUCACAAGACAAACUCAACAUUUUGGUCAAUUGUUUGGUUUUAUCAGCCUUAUGAAAUGUGUACUGCAUCCUGAAUAUCUCUGAUGCCUUUAAAAACACAAGCAGGGAAGGGGAAUUUAAAAAAAAACUAAAAAGCUCUAUUUCUGCUUUGAGAAUCUUGUGAUCCAAGCAGCCCAGAAAAGCAGGAUCUCAGCCAGUGAAAUCAGUGGAAAUCAGACAGAGGUCUAACUUCCCCUCUCUCCUGAGAGUCCCAGUCACUGUCUCAGUGAUGUAUGUCUGUCCUUGUGCCUUCCUGUUCUAAUAUAUCUGAGGGCUGGGUGUCAGGAGGGAGGGUCCAGGCUCUGCUCAGUUGCACCCUGGGACAUGACAAGGGGCAAUGGAUAUAAACUACAGCACAGGAGGUUCCACCUCAACAUGAAGAUAAACUUCUUCACUGUGAGGGUGACAGAGCACUGGAACAGGUUCCCCAGAGACGUUGUGGAGUCUCCUCCUCUGGAGACUUUCAAGACUCAUCUGGAUGCAUUCCUGUGCUGGAUUCUAUGGUCCUGUUCUGGCAGGGGCAGGUUGGACUUGAUGAUCUUUGGCAGUCCCUUCCAACUCCUAACAUCCUGUGAUGCUGUGAUUUUUGGUUUGAGUUUAUUGAGGUUUUUUUUAAUGGCCUUGUUUUAAAGGAUUAUUUCCCACCCUGGAUUUCUUUUGUGGGGAAUAAAAGUUUGUGCAUAAUUGAGUUUCUGCUACCAACUGAAUUCCCUUUCAGCUUUCAUACAGAUGCUUUAUGCUGAUAAAGAACCUGAGUCUAAGUAACAUGAGACAAAGCUCUUUUGUAACAGUGAUGCAUUUUUGUGCUUCCUGCAAAGGCGAAAUUUAAAGGAAGAAAACCCUACAUCAUUUUGCAUGUCUUAUGACGGACUUACUUCAGUAGCUUUUCUUACUGCUUCCUCAGAUCAGAGUUUUAUUUCUUGGAUAACACUGAAAAAAACCUGUGUAAGGUAUAGGAAUUUCAGAAGAAACUGAAAUUGCAUUCAAAUGCUAGCUUGAAGUUAAAAGUUUCUGCCUAAAUACACAUGUUGGCAUAGAAAUCAGUGUCCUUGCAGGAAAAUAGCACUGCUUAAGUUUAUUCUUACUGGCUUGAGUAAAAGUUUAAUGUUAGGGUCAGAAGAAGAUAGUAACAAAAAAAAAAUUAAAAUUUUUAAGUCUUCUUGAUAAGAGACUUCAAAGUCUUCUUUAGAAAAGAUUUUUCUCGCAUCUCAAAAAAUUUGCUAAUAACUUUUGAAGUUGGGAAGUAGCAGAUCCCUUAGAACAGAUAUAAAACAUACUCUGAAAACAGCAAGGAAAAAAACCCCAAACAAAUGGGAAGGACCAGUGUCUGACUAGCAGAUUCCUAGGUGUAUUUGAUUUUUACAUCUCCUGAGCACUGAAUUAAAUAUUGUACUGAAUGUCAUGUAGCUGAAUUUUAUGAUGCACUAUGAAGAUUUUGUUGCUGUGCUGAACUCUCACUUGGGACACUGGAUGGUGUCCAGGUUGGCUUUCAUGUGUGAAAUUCAUCUGCAGUAUUUUGCUACCUGGUAGGUUUUGUGCAGUGAUGUCGUUUGUUAAAUGGUGAAAGAGGAAAUACUUCCCAACCACUCUGCCUUCUGAACAAACUGAUUUUUUGGUAGGCAUUUUUACAAGCAUAAUAUCAUAUCAAAGAGAUGUGUUCAUUUUGACUUGGAAAUACAUGGGGCUUGAGUUCCAGAAUCACAGGCAGGGAUUAUUUGUGUCUAUGCCUUUUUUUAAAUAGUAUGUUAAUUCUGUGCCACUUUUUAUAUAAGACAAACUGAAAGAGCUUUUUCUUUUACUGAAACACUAAAGUGGACUGCAGUUCACCAGCUUAGGAGAUUGAACACAAUGAGUGUUGAAUGGUAAGAUGAUCUAUA
Messenger RNA from Indicator indicator, 4877 nucleotides. RefSeq names its product synaptosome associated protein 29 (gene SNAP29). Gene Ontology annotation, molecular function: SNAP receptor activity; syntaxin binding. The coding region runs from base 37 to 804 and encodes 255 amino acids. The transcript has 5 exons. Lineage: Eukaryota; Metazoa; Chordata; Aves; Piciformes; Indicatoridae. Gene Ontology annotation, biological process: synaptic vesicle fusion to presynaptic active zone membrane; synaptic vesicle priming; exocytosis. The record is from RefSeq and is a predicted model, not a curated record. Gene Ontology annotation, cellular component: plasma membrane; SNARE complex.